AUGGCCCUAGUGGUCAGUGGACCCCCACCUCCUUUGCUUGGACCCACAGUGGCAUCACAGGAGAAGGGAGGCCUGGCUCCUACUCAGGGGCAAAGCUUGUCCUGGGCCCUGGCCCUGGCCCUGGCCCUGGCCCUGCCCUGCACCUGCAAACCCUGGCUUGGCCUGAGCCUCCCUAGCACCCCACCCCCAGAUGCCCUCCCUGGGUACAGGGAGGUCCGAGGGUUCGUGGCACUGGACCCUGAAGCGCAGAAAGAGCAGGCCUCCAGCCUCAAGCCCUCAGCCCUGCCCCACUGCCCCUCCCUCCAGAUGCCGAGCACCUGCCCUCCCACUGAGCCCAAAGCAAGCGUCCAGCAAGGGAAGGCCCCAGACUGUGAGGCUGAGUGCCAGGUGUCCGAGGUGUGGCCAGGAAUCCCCCCACCCUCGGACAGAAAGUGUGAAGGUCUUGUGACAGCCAGCUGGAGCCCAGCGCUCUCCUCCAGAAGUUCCAGGGUGGGGCAAGGCUGGGCGUACGUGUGUGCCCAAGUGCGCAUGUGUCCCAUGUGGGCCUCACGCUCUGGGCCCGAGGGCAGCGUGCCCAGUCGCCCUGGGGGUCUGGUUGAGGGGAGGCAGAGGAGCCCAGAGCUUCACACACAGGUGGCACCUCCCCAGCCAUAUGGUGCUCUGGUCACCCGCUGGGGAGCCUCCAUGUCUUCACCUCCAGAUCUUGAGGGCCAGGACAUUGUCUUGGUGCAUGGCCUAGGCGGCUGGAGGCCAGGCGUGUCUUCUGGGUUCUCAGGGGGUGUGGCAGUGUCUGGCCGGCAGCUGCAGCCAGAGGAACCAGAUGCAGAAACUGAAGAGGACCACUCUGUGACUGAAGGGCCUGUGGACGAGGUCAUUCGGCCACAGCCACAGGGAUCCUCACCUGUCUAUGAAUGUGCAGCUGAGGGUGCCGGCUUUGGACUCCGGGAAGACACCCCGGGCAGGCAAGGCUCUUCAGGGAGACGGAGAUCUUGGUGGAAGCGGGACUCAGGAGACUCCCGAACUUUCUCCAGGAUGAGUCGUCCAGAGUCCGUGCAGGGGGUGACAGAAGUGACACUGAAGACCGAGGUGGAGGUUGGAGCCAGCGGCUACAGUGUCACUGGUGGUGGGGACCAGGGGAUCUUCGUCAAGCAAGUGCUGAAGGAGUCCUCGGCUGCCAAGCUCUUCAGUUUGAGAGAAGGGGACCAGCUACUCAGUACGACCAUAUUCUUUGACAACAUCAAAUAUGAAGAUGCUCUCAAAAUCCUUCAGUACUCAGAGCCAUACAAGGUGCAGUUCAGAAUCAAACGGAAACUUCCAGACAGAGAGGAUGAGGAGGGGGCCCACAGUGGUGCUCAGCACGGCCCAAAGGGACCCGAGAAGCAGGACAAGGAGGUCGCCGAUGGGUGUACAGAGAGCCCCAUAAAGACACUGGAAGGAGGUGGGGACCAAGACAGUCUCCUUCCCAAGGCCAGGGAGGGACGCGGUCGGCGACCCCAGAAGGAGAGGCUCUCCUGGCCAAAAUUCCAAACAAUGAGGCCCAGGUAUCGGCAGGGGCCCCGGCGGUCACACAGCUCCUCGGAGGCCUACGAGCGGGGUGCCCCUGACGUGUCCCCCACGAGCACAGACACGGAGGCCCAGCUUCCAGGGGAGGAGCAGGAGUUGCAGGGUGGCCGGCGCACAAGGAAGUUCCUGAGCCUGCGGUUCCGGACGGGCUCGGGGCGCCCAGGCAAAGGGGCCCAGGGGGAGCCAGUUCCAGGAGUCCUAGAGGAGGCAGAAACCCUGGACACAGGGGUCUCGCUGAGCACGGAGCCCAGCGGCUUUGGGGAGCGACUGCCAGAAGAGGUGUCAGGCCCUGAGGCCAGACUCAGAAAGAAGACCAAGGAGGACAGGGCCCAAGAGGAAGCAGAUGGGCAGAUGGGCCCCAGGGGUGGCCCUGCCCCCGAGCAGGCCUUGGAGGGAAAUGGGGAUGCAGUGCGGGGGCUAGAAGUCGGGAUCGCUAAACUGUGUUUGCAAGAUGCCACUGUGGCCAGUGGCACACAGAGCAGCCCACCAGAAAUCCGGGUCCGCAUCCCCCAUUUGCAGACACCCCAUUUUGGGGUCUCCAAACAAAAAGUGCUGGAUGCAGAAACAGGCAUCUCUGAACCCCAGCUGGGGCCACGGCCAGGAAGGCUCUCCAGAGAGGGGCCUGGGCCCAGGGUGGAAGUGGAGGGGGAAGAAGAGAGCCUGGGGGCCAGAACACCCCAGGAGGGCUUGCCAGAACACGGGGAUCAGAGAAGACAGGGGCAGAGAGCAGAGCAGGCUGAAGGAAUAGUCGGGGCCGAAGAAAAAGAUGUGGAGGGCAUCGAGGGAAAGCUAAAAAUGCCCAAGUUCAAAAUGCCCUCAUUUGGAUGGUCACCCAGCAAGGAACCAAAAACACCUGGGGCAAAACAUCCACAAGAAACUAGAGGCAGCCAGGUCACAGCUGGGACAGAAAGGCCACAAGAGAAAGCCAGUAGACUGGAAACAGAACACAAACAUGACGACAAACAACGAAGAACAUCCAUAAAACUACCAGGAGGCAGAGCAGAUGGUGUGAGCCUGGAAGGUGAUGUGUCCCUGGCAGACAAGGAUGUGGUCGUCAAAGACAGCAAGUUCAAGAUGCCCAAGUUCAAGAUGCCGUCCUUCGGGGUGUCAGCCCCCAGCAGAGAAGUGGCAUCCUCUGUGGAUGUGUCCUUGCCCAAGGUUGAUGUGGAAGCAUCCCUGCCCUCCCUGGAGGGAAACAUCCAAGCUGUGGAAGUGAAGGCACAGCUGCCAGCAAGGAAAGUGGACACAAGUAGAGAGGCCAUCAGCAUGAAAAUGACAGAGGGAGAGGUGUCAGUGGGAGACGCCAGGGUCCAAGACGAGGGAGCUGAGCUAAAAGGGAACAUGCCUAUGGUCCAGAUUCCAGGAACCAAGAUGCCAAAGGUGGACCUGAAGGGCCCCAAGAUGGACGUCAGCCUCCCUGAUGUGAACCUGUCGCUGCCCAAGGUCUCAGUGGACUCUCGGGCUCCUGGGUACUCUGGAGAAGGUGUGAAGGUGGAAGGAGAUGUCAAGACCAAGGACAGCAAGUUCAAAAUGCCCUCUUUCAAGAUGCCAUCCUUCGGCAUGUCUACUCCAAGCAAGUCUAUCCAGCCAUCAGUGGACGUGUCUCUGCCAGAGGCAAAAGUGGAUGUCUACCUUCCCUCGAUUGAGGGAGAAAUCAAGACAGCUGACCUCAGCAUUCAACUCCCAUCUACUGACAUUGAAGUGAAGGGUGCCGAGGUGGGCAUUAAGGUCCCCGAGGGCCAGCUGCCUAAGGGAGAGGUCACGGGAGAGGCCAUUGGAAGUAGUCUCAAAGGGCAUAUACCCAAGUUCCAGAUGCCCAAAAUGGGAUUCAAAACCCCUCAGGUGGACAUCAAGGGACCCAAAGUGGACCUGAAGGGUCCCAAAGUGGACUUGAAAGCCCUUAAGGGGGAGAUGGCUACCCCUGAUGUGGACGUGUCCUUGUCAAGCGUGGAGGUGGACAUCCAGGCGCCAGGCACCAAGGUGGAGGGCGACGUGCCUGGGGAUGUGUCCCUGCCAAGCAUGGAGGUGGACAUCCAGGCAAUGGGCACCAAGGUGGAGGGUGACGUGUCCAUGGGAGACAAACACUUAGUUGUGAAAGACAGCAAGUUCAAGAUGCCCAAGUUCAAGAUGCCAUCCUUUGGCAUGUCUGCACCAAGCAAGUCAAUUGAGGCAUCAGUGGACAUAUCUCUGCAGGAAACACAGGUGGACCUGUCCCUCCCCUCCCCUAAGGAAGAAGUCAAGACUGGUGACCUCAGCAUUCAGCUCCCAUCUGCUGACAUGGAAGUGAAGGAUGGUGAAGUGGGCAUUAAGCUCCCUGAAGGACAGUUGCGUGAAGGCCAGCUGCCCCAGGGAGAGCUCUCAGGAAAGGCUGUGGGAGACGGACUCAAAGGGCACCUGCCUAAGUUCCAGAUACCCAGGGUCAAGAUGCCCAAAGUGGACUUCAAGGCCCCUCAGGGGGACACCAAGGUCCCCAAAAUGGAUCUGAAGGGUCCCAAAUUGGACAUAAAAGAUUUCAAGGGGGAGGUGGAAAAUGCAGACAUGGAGGUGGCUCUGCCAAGUGUGGAGGUGGACAUCCAGGUCCCAGGUGCCAAGGUGGAGAGUGACGUGUCCCUGGGAGACAAAGACUUGGCCACCAAAGACAGCAAGUUCAAGAUGCCCAAGUUCAAGAUGCCAUCCUUUGGGGCAUCAGCUCCAAGGAAGGACUUGGGGACCUCUGUGGACUUGCCAGGGACCAAAGUGGGUGUGGAGUCAGCCCUGCCCUGCCUGGGAGUAGAGACUGCAUCCGCUGCGGGGAGCAUCCCAAUGCCAUCUUCUGACAUCAGUCUACCAAGGGCUGAGCUGGACGUGUCCCUUCCAGAGGUAGAGGUGGCUGCUGGAGACCUGAAAGGCAAUACUGAAGGGGUAAGGAUCAAAGGGCACCUGCCCAAGGUCCAGACGCCAGACAUCAAGGUGCCCAAGGUGGAACUGAGGGACAUCACCCUCCCCGAAGUGGAUGUUUUGCUGCCCAAGGUUGAGGUGGAUGCCCUGGCUCCCGGGAUCUCCAUGGAGGGCAUGAAGGUUGAACGAGACAUCAAGAUGGAAGACAAGGAUGUCAAGAACAAAGACGGCAAGUUCAAAAUGACCUCUUUCAAGAUGCCAUCCUUUGGCGUGUCUACUCCAAGCAAGUCUAUCCAGCCAUCAGUGGAAGUGUCUCUGCCAGAGGCAAAAGUGGACGUCUCCCUUCCCUCGACUGAGGGAGAAAUCAAGACUGGUGACCUCAGCAUUCAACUCCCAUCUGCCGACAUGGAAGCGAAGGGUGGCGAGGUGGGCAUUAAGUUCACUGAGGGCCAGCUGUCCAAAGGAGAGCUCACGGGAGAGGCUGUUGGAAGUGGUCUCAAAGGGCACAUGCCCAAGUUCCAGAUGCCCGGUAUCACGAUGCCCAAAGUAGACUUCAAAGCCCCUCAGGUGGAUAUCAAGGGAACCAAAGUGGACCUGAAGGGUUCCAAAGUGGACUUCAAAUCCCUUAAGCAGGAGGUGGCCACCCCUGAUGUGGACGUGUCCUUACCAAGCUUGGAGGUGGACGUCCAGAUGCCAGACACCACGGUGGAGGGCGACACGUCUGUGGGAGACAGACACUUAGUUGUGAAAGACAGCAAGUUCAAGAUGCCCAAGUUCAAGAUGCCAUCCUUUAGUGUGUCUUUACCAAGCAAGUCAAUUGAGGCAUCAGUGGACCUAUCUCUACAAGAGGCACAGGUAGAUGUGUCCCUCCCCUCUUCCAAGGGAGAAGUCAAGACUGGCGACCUCAGCAUUCAGCUCCCUUCUGCCAACAUGGAAGUGAAGGAUGGUGAAGUGGGCAUGAAGCCCCCCGAAAGACAGGUGCCUGAGGGCCAGCUGUCCCAGGGAGAGCUCACAGCACAGGGUGUGGGAGACGAACUCAAAGGGCACCUGCCCAAAUUCCAGAUACCCGGCGUCAAGAUGCCCAAAGUGGACUUCAAGGCCCCUCAGGUGGACAUCAAGGGCCCCAAAGUGGAACCGAAGGGGCCAAAAUUGGACAUGAAGGGUUUCAAGGGGGAGGUAGAAAACACAGACACGGAGGUGGCUCUGCCAACUGUGGACGUGGACAUCCAGGUGCAGCGUGCCAAGACGGAGGGUGAUGUGUCCCUGGGAAGCAAAGACUUAGCUACUAAAGAGAGCAAGUUCAAGAUGCCUAAGUUCAAGAUGCCAACCUUCAGGGUGUCAGCUCCAAGAAAGAACUUGGGAACCUCUGUGGACUUACCAGAGCCCAAAGUGGGUGUGGAGUCAUCCCUGACCUCCCUGGGAGGAGAGAUCCCACCCACUGAGGCGAGCAUCCCAGUACCAUCUGCUAAUAUCAUGCUACCAGGGGCUGAGAUGGACGUGUCCCUCCCAGAGGUGGAGGUGGCUGCUGGAGAGCUGAAAGGCAAAACUGAAGGGGCAAGGAUCAAAGGGCACCUGCCCAAGGCCCAGAUGCCUGACAUCGAGAUGCCCAAGGUGGACGGGAAGGGCCCCAAGGUGGACAUCAGCCUUCCAGAAGUGGACAUGUCGUUUCCCAAGGUUGAGGUUGAUGCCCCGGCUCCUGAGAUCUCCAUGGAGGGCAUGAAGCUGGAAGGAGAUGUCAAGAUGGAAGACGAGGAUAUCAAGGCCAAGGAUGGCAAGUUCAAACUGCCCUCUUUCAAGUUGCCAUCCUUUGGCGUGUCUGCCCAAACCAAGUCAAUGGAAGCAUCAGUGGACUUGUCUCUGCCAGAGGCAAAAGUGGACGUGUCCCUCCCCUCCUUGGAAGGAGAAGUCAAGACCAGCCACCUCAGCAUUCAAGUCCCAUCUGCAGACAAGGAAGGAAAGGGUGGCAAGGUGGGCGUGAAGCUCUCCAAGGGCCAGCUGCUUGAGGGAGACCUCGCAGGACAGGCCUUGGGAGCUGGACUCAAAAGACACCAGCCCAAGUCCCAGAUCUCUGACAUAAGGAUGCUCAAAGCGGACUUCAAAGCACCCCAUGUAGACAUCAAGGGGCCAAAAGUGGAACUAAAGGGCUACAAGAUGGACGUGAAAGGCCUCAAGGGGGAGGUGGCCACAACAGAUGUGCAGAUGUCCCUGCCUAGCAUGGAGGUGGACAACCAGACACCAGAAGAUGAUGUGACCCUGGGAGACAAAGACUUGGCCACCAAAGACAGCAAGUUCAAGAUGCCCAAAUUUAAGAUGCCAUCCUUCGGGAUGUCAGCUCCAAGCAAGGACUUGGGAACCUCCGUGGACUUGUCAGGGCUCAAAGUGGGUAUGGACUCAUCUCUGCCCUCCAUGGGAGUAGAGAUCGGACCCACUGAAGGGAGCAUCCCAGUGCCAUCUUCUGACGUUGCCCUACCAGGGGCUGAGCUGGACGUGUCCUUCCCAGAGGUGGAGGUGGUUGCUGGAGAGCCGAAGGGUAAAACUGAAGGGGCAAGGAUCAAAGGGCACCUGCCCAAGGUCCAGAUGCCAGACAUCAAGAUGCCCAAGGUGGAUCUGAAGGGCCCCAAGAUGGACAUCGACCUCCCUGAAGUGGACAUGGCACUGCCCAAGUUUGAGGUGGAUGUCCCGGCUCCCAGGAUCUCCACGGAGGGCAUGAAGGUGGAAGGAGAUGUCAACAUGGAAGUCAAGGACAUCAAGACCAAGGACAGCAAGUUCAAACUGCCCUCUUUCAAGAUGCCAUCCUUUGGUGUGUCUGUACCAGGCAAAUCCACUGAGGCCUCCGUGAACAUGUCUCUGCCUGAGGCACGGGUGGAUGUGUCCGUUCCCUCCAUUGAGGAGGAAGAAGUCAAGAUGGGUGACCUCAGCAUUCAACUCCUGUCUGCCGAUAUGGAAGUGAAGAGUGACAAGGUGGGCAUUAAGAUCCCUGAGGGCCAGCUGUCCAAAGGAGAGGCCGUUGGAAGUGGUCUCAAAGGGCACCUGCCCAAGUUCCAGAUGCCCAGUGUUACGAUGCCCAAAGCGGACUUCAAAGCCCCUCAGGUGGACAUCAAGGAACCCGUACUGGACCUGAAGUGCCCCAAAGUGGACUUGAAGGCCCUUAAGGAGGAGGUGGCCACCCCUGAUGUGGACAUGUCCCUGCCAGGCAUGGAAGUGGACAUCCAGGUACCAUGGGCCACAGUGGAGGGUGAUGUGUCCCUGGGAGACAAAGACAUAGUUGUCAAAGACAGCAAGUUCAAGAUGCCAUCCUUUGGGCUGUCGUCUCCAAGGAAAGACUUGGAAACCUCCGUGGACUUGCCAGGGCCCAGUAUGAGAGCUGAGUCAUCCUUGCCCUCCCUUGGAGUAGAGAUCACACCUGCUGAGGGGAGCAUCCCGGUGUCAUCUGCUGACAUCUUCCUACCAGGGACUAAGCUGGACGUGUCCCUCCCAGAGGUGGAGGUGGCUACUGGAGAGCUGAAAGGCAAAACUGCAGGGGCAAGGACCAAAGGGCACCUGUCCAAGGUCCAGAUGCCCGACAUCAAGAUGCCCAAGGUGGACCUGAAGUGCCCCAUGGUGGACAUCAGCCUCCCAGAAGUGGACAUGUUGCCGCCCAAGGUUGAUGUGGAUGCCCUGGCUCCCGGGAUCUCCAUGGAGGGAGUGAAAGUGGAAGGAGAUGCCAAGAUGGAAGACAAGGGUUUCAAGGCCAAGGAAAGCAAGUUCAAAAUGCCCUCCAUCAAGAUGCCAUCCUUUGGUGUGUCUGCCUCCAGCAAGUCAAUGGAACCAUCAGCGGAUGUGUCUAUGGCAGAGGCAAAAGUGGAUGUGUCCCUCCACUCCUUGGAGGGAGAAGUCAAGACCAGUGACCUUAGCAUUCAAGUCCUAUCUGCUGGCAAGGAAGGAAAGGGUGGUGAGCUGGGCAUGAAACUCCCCAAGGACCAGCUGCCAGAGAGAGACCUCUCAGGACAGUCUGUGGCAACCGGACUCAAAGGACACCAGACUAAGUUCCAGGUGCCCGACAUCAAGAUGCCCCAAGUGGACGUCAAGACCCUUCAUGUGGACAUCAAGGGCCCCAAAGCGGACCUGAAAGGCCCCAAAAUGGACAUGAAAGGCCUCAAAGGGGAGGUGGCCACAACAGAUUUGCAGAUGUCCCUGCCGAGCAUGGAGGUAGACACCCAGGCACCGGAAAAGGAUGUGUCCCUGGGAAACAAAGACUUGGCUACCAAAGAUAGCAAGAUCAAGAUGCCCAAAUUCAAGAUGCCAUCCUUCGGGGUAUCAGCUCCGAGCAAGGACUUGGGAACCUCCGUGGACUUGCCAGGGCCCAAAAUGUAUGGGGAGUCGUCUCUGCCCUGCCUGGGAGUAGAGAUUGCACCCACUGAGGGAAGCAUCCCAGUGCCAUCUUCUGACAUCAGCCUACCAAGGGCUGAGCUGGAUGUGUCUCUCCCACAGAUGGAGAUGGUUGCUGCAGAGCUGAAGGGCAAAACUGAAGGGACAAGGAUCAAAGGACACCUGCCCAAGGUGCAGAUGCCCGACAUAAAGAUGCCCAAAGUGGACCUGAAGGGCCCCAAGGUGGACGUCAGCCUCCCAGAAGUGGACGUGUUGCUGUCCAAGGUUGAGGUGGAUGCCCCAGCUCCUGGUAUUUCCAUGGAGGGAGUGACGGUGGAAGGAGGCAUCAAGAUGGAAGACAAGGACAUCAAGACCAAGGACAGCAAGCUCAAAAUGUCCUCUAUCAAGAUGCCAUCUUUUGGUGUGUCUACGCCAAGCAAGUCCACUGAGGCCUUGGUGGAUCUGUCUCUGCCAGAGGCACAGGUGGACGUGUCCCUUCCCUCGACUGAGGGAGAAAUCAAGACCGGUGACUUCAGUAUUCAACUUCCCUCUGCUGACGUGGCAGUGAAGGGUGGCAAGGUGGGUGUUAAGGUCCCUGAAGACCAGCUGUCCAAAGGAGAGCUCACGGGACAGGCUGUUGGAAGUGGUCUCAAAGGGCACAUGCCCAAAUUCCAGAUGCCCAGCGUCACCCUGCCCAAAGUGGACCUCAAAGGUCCUCAGGUGGAAGUCAAGGGCCCCAAAGUGGACCUGAAGGGCCCCAAAGAGGACUUGAAAGCCCUUAAGGGGGAGGUGGCCACCCCUGAUGUGGACAAGUCCCUGCCAAGUGUGGAGAUGGACAUCCAGGUGUCGGGUACCAAGGUGGAGGAUGAUGUGUCCCUGGGAGAGAAACACUUAGUUGUGAAGGACAGCAGGUUCAAGAUGCCAUCCUUUGGUGUGUCUUUACCAAGCAAGUCAAUUGAGGCAUCAGUGGACAUAUCUCUGCAGGAGGCACAGGUGGACCUGUCCCUCCCCUCUCCUAAGGAAGAAGUCAAGACUGGUGACCUCAGCAUUCAGCUCCCAUCUGCUGAUGUGGAAGUGAAGGAUGGUGAAGUGGGCAUGAAGCUCCCUGAAGGACAGUUGUCUGAGGGCCAGCUGCCCCAGGGAGAGCUUUCAGGACAGGCCGUGGGAGAUGGACUCAAAGGGCACCUGCCUAAGUUCCAUAUACCCAGUGUCAAGAUACCCAAAGUGGACUUCAAGGCCCCUAAGGUGGACACCAAGGGCCCCAAAGUGGACCUGAAGGGGCCCAAAUUGGACAUGAAAGGUCUCAAGGGGGAGGUGGAAAACACAGAUGUGGAGAUGGCUCCGCCAAGUGUGGAGGUGGACAUCCAGGUGCCAGGUGCCAAGAUAGAGGGUAACGUGUCCCUGGGAGACAAAGACUUGGCCACCAAAGACAGCAAGUUAAAGAUGCUCAAGUUUAAGAUGCCGUCCUUCGGGGUGUUGGCUCCAAGGAAGGACUUGGGAACUUCUGUGGACUUGUCAGGGCCCAAAAUUGGUACAGAGUCAUCCCUGCCCUCCCUGGGAGUAGAAAUCGCACCCACUGAGGGGAGUAUCCCAGUGCCAUCUGCUGAUAUUGCCCUACCAAAGGCUGAGCGGGACGCGUCCCACCCAGAGGUGGAGGUGGCUGCUGGAGAGCUGCAGGGCAUAACUGAGGGGGCAAGGAUCAAAGGGCACCUGCCCAAGGUCCAGAUGCCAGACAUCAAGAUGCCCAAGGUGGACCUGAAGGGCCCCAAGGUGGACAUCAGCCCUCCUGAAGUGGAUGUGUUGCUGCCCAAGGUUGAGGUUGAUACCCCGGCUCCCGGGAUCUCCUUGGAGGGCAAGAAGGUAGAGGAAGAGGUCAAGAUGGAAGACAAGAAUGUCAAGACCAAGGAUGGCAAAUUCAAAAUGCCCUCUUUCAAGAUGCCAUCCUUUGGUGUAUCUAGGCCAAGCAAGCCCAUUGAGGCCUCCGUGGACAUGUCUCUGCCGGAGGCACAAGUGGGCAUGUCCCUUCCCUCGACUGAGGGAGAAAUCAAGACUGGUGACCUCAGCAUUCAACUUCCAUCUGCCGAAGUGGAAGUGAAGGGUAGCGAUAUGGGCAUUAAGGUCCCAGAGGGCCAGCUGUCCAAAGGAGAGCUCACGGGAGAGGCUGUUGGAAGUGGUAUCAAAGGGCACACGCCCAAGUUCCAGAUGCCCAGGGCCACGAUGCCCAAGGUGGACUUUAAAGCCCCUCAGGUGGAUAUCAAAGAACCCAAAGUGGACCUGAAGGGCCCCAAAGUUGACUUGAAAGACCUUAAGAGGGAAGUGGCCACCCAUGAUGUGGAUGUAUCCCUGCCAAGUGUGGAGGUGGACAGCCAGGUGCCAGGCACCAAGGUGGAGGGUGACAUGUCCCUGGGAGACAAACAAUUAGUUGUGAAAGACAGCAAGUUCAAGAUGCCCAAGUUCAAAAUGCCGUCCUUUGGGGUGUUGGCUCCGAGCAAAGACUUGGGAACCUCUGUGGACUUGCCAGGGCUCAAAGUUGGUGUGGAGUCAUCCCUGCCCUCCCUGGAAGUAGAGAUCCCUCCUGCCAAGGGGAGCAUCACAGUGCCAUCUGCUGACAUCACCCUACCUGGAGCUGAGCAGGACAUGUCUCUCCCAGAGGUGGAGGUAGCAGCUGGAGAGCUAAAGGGCAAAUCUGAAGGGGCUACAAUCAAAGGGCACAUGCCCAAGGCCCCAAUGCCUGACAUCAAGAUGUCCAAGGUUGACCUGAAGGGCACCAAGGUGGACAUCAGCCUCCCCGGGGCAGAAGCCCCACUGCCCAAGGUCAGGGUGGAUGCCCUGGCUCCCAGGGUAUCCCUGGAGGGCAUGAAGUUGGAGGGAGACGUAAAGCUGGGAGACGAGGAAGUCAAGACCAAGGACAGCAAGUUCAAAAUGCCCUCCUUCAAGAUGCCAUCCUUUGGCAUAUCUGCGUCAAGCAAGUCCAUCGAAGCAUCAGUGGAUGUGUCUCUGCCAGAGGCACAGGUGGACGUGUCCCUUCCUUCCUUCGAGGGAGAAGUCAAGACUGGUGAUGUCAGCAUUCAACUCUCAUCUGCUGAAGUGGAAGUGAAGGGUGGUGAGGUGGAUGUGAAUCUCCCCAAGGGCCAGCUGCCAAAGGGAGAGCUCAAAGGACAGGCCAUGGGAGAAGAAUUCAAAGGGCACCUGCCUAAGUUCCAGAUGCCCAGCGUUGAGAUGACUAAAGUGGACUUCGUGGCCACGCAGGUGGCCCUGAAAGGCUCCACGGUGGAUAUAAAAGACCUUAAGGGGGAGAAGGCCACCCCAGACAUGGAGGUGUCUCUGCCCAGUGUCGAGUUGGACAUCCAGACACAAGAUACCAUGGUGGAGGGUGAUGUGUCCCGGGGAGACAAGGACAUGGUGGUCAAGGAUGGUAGGUUCCAAACGCCACGACACCUGAGCAUGGCUUCAUUUGGGAAGUCAUCCAGCAGGGUUUCCAUGGGCUCGUCUGAGGUUGCAGGAAGUGUCAAAUGUCCCGAGUUGACAGUCUCCACAGCCACCAUGGACCUGGGUCUCAGUACCUCUGGUCCUGAUGUUCCUGAACCCAGUGUGGAUGUGGCCAUGGCACUGCCAGUUGGGAAAGAUGGAGAGAAAAGCAAAGUGAAGAAACCUCACUUCAAAGUGUCCAAAGGCUUCUUUCCGCACUUGAAGUCCUCUAAAGACCAUGUUGCCCUCGACCAGGAUUCUGGGGUACCUCCUCCUCUGCAUGUCUCUGCCACGCCCCCUGAUGUCACAGCUGGUCUGUCCCAGGAGGAGGUUGUGGACAGUGGUGCAUGGUCCCUGCCAGUCCCCAAGGUGGGCUUGGCUGGUUUUCCAUCAGCCAAGCUCGAUCUCCAUGUUCCGCGUGAGGAAUCCUCCGUCCUCCCUUCCAGCCAGGGCAUCACCCUAACAAAGUAUCAGGUGAUGCUCCCUGUGGCCACUGUGCAUGCUGAGCUUCCUCUGGAUACAAUUCCUGUGUCACAUACCGACACACCCCUCCUCAGCCAUGAAGGCUUAGUUGAGCUGCAGCCCCAUGACAGAGCCCCAGAGUCCUUGACAGAAACUCUCCCAGGCCCUGGGGGCCCCCUGGCUCCUGCCACCUACGGAAGGGUGACUUUUCCUAAAUUCCAUAAACCAAAGUUUGGGUUUUCAGUCCUCACAGCAGCUGUUCCUGAGGGCGGGUGCUCUGUAGCUGAGAAAAUCGAGGCGUCCCCACUGCCCUGCACUGUUCUUCCAUCAGCUGAUACCCCCGUCUGCAUGGGGCUGGAGGGCCACUCUGGCUCUGAUGACACAGCAGCUGUGGUGCUGGGAGAAGCACCCCCUGAUGACACUGAGCAUGAAGGAAAGGGGAGUUCCUUCAAAACGCCCAGGUUCAAGCUACCGUCACUACGCUGGUCUCCCAAGAAGGAGGCAGGGCUGCAAGGAGACCCCGAGUGCAGCUCUGCAGACGCAGAGCUCGGCCUGAGUUUAGACCUGGAUCAGCCUGGCGACUCGACUGGGAUUCACGUGCCACAGGUGGAAGUGGAUGCAGAUCUGCCCCCCGAGAAAGACAGCCUGAAGGGGAGGAUGAGAAAGUCGAGCUUUGCCAUGCCAAAGCUCCCGUUCUCCAAGGGAAAGGGUGCAAAGGGUGGGCCCAGCGCGCGCCAGGAGGAGUUCCAGCCUUGUAUUUCUGGCCCCGAGGCAGCCACAGGCAGGACCAUCCACGAUGAGGGUGCGGCUGGCGGGGCCCUGGAUGGAGAGGCCUGGGACCCCACUUUGGGCCUCACCAAACCCAUGCAUGGACCCUCCAAGGCCGUGGUGCAGGUGAGCUGGGUGGAGGCCGCCACUCCUCUUCCUGAGCAUGACCCAUCUCUUCAGGAGAGCAGUGUGGGGCUCAAGGACAGCCAAGCGCAUUCACCCCAUGGGGAAGGCAUGGCCCCCACAAUGGGACAGGCGCUCCCGCCACCCAGUGCACCACCGGGCGCCGACACCUGCAGAGUGGAGAGUCUCAAGGGGGACACUGAGGCCACUGGGGUGCCAGUGGGCUCGAAAGAUGGCUGGUUCAGAGUGCCCAAGUUCCACUUGCCUGGCUUCCAACGCACGUCCACCAAGAAGGGUGAGACAACAGCAGCCGAGGCUCAGGGCCCCGGACCUCAAGGUGGGGACACAACAGCUGGAGUGCAGACUCAGGGGGCCCAUGUCCAUGGGUUGACAGUGGAGACAGCUGUGUCCCCAAAGCCCGCAGAUGCCGAGGUAGAUGGGAUGGCCUCCAAGACCGAGUUGUACGCAAAUGUCCUGAAACACAAUAUCCAGGGCCCAGGCUUGAAUCUGUCCCUCCCCACUGCCGGAGCAGCUGAGGCUGAUCUCUCUGCUCCUGAGGCCAGGGUCCAUCCUGGUGAAGGUUCCCUUCCCCUCCAGAAGCCUGGUGGGAGACUGCCAGAGGGUCAGGCUCCCCCAGGGGAGACAGGCGAGACUGCUCCUCCAGGACCUGAAGGCCAGAGCCCUACCAGUGUGAAAGAACGAGCAGAAAUCCAGCUUGCCCACGCUGAAGGGCCUUUGAAACUGAAGACUUCGCAGACUGAGAUGCCGGCCCAGGUUUCCAUCAUUCAGAUGGACCGGCUCUGGGAGGAUUCCGUGGUCACCGUCAUGUUUCCCAAGUUGAAGGCACCGCGGUUUGCUUUCCGUGUCCCCAGCACAGACGCUGACAUCUUCGUCCCCUCUGUGAGAGAAGUACCAUGCCUGGGGACAGGCACUGAGGGGGCCUUGCAAGGAGAAAGCCUUGAUGCGUGGAGCGCCAGCAUCCUGAGGGCUGGCCCCAGGGUCCCCACAGAGCAGCCUGGAGAUGAAACUCACUCCUUAGAAGCAUCCCCCAUCUCCAGGGUUAGGGUGCACACACAGGGUGCUCAGGUAGAAGGCCAGGCAUUUACCGCGCACAGCAGGGUGACGCCAGCAUCCACUGAGUGGUCAGAGCCCGAGGACUUCUCUGCUCAGAUUGUGCGGGAGUCAAAGGUCCCCGCAUCUGAGAUCCAAACACCUUCUUACGGAUUUUCCUUGCUAAAGGCGAAAAUCCCAGAGCCCCAUACACAGGCUAGAGUGCACGUGACCAUUCACGGCUCUCAGGUGGGAGAGGGCUCAGAAGAGGCCUCCAAGCAAGCCACCCCGGACGUGGACCCUGUUUCUGCAGACCUGCAGCCCGACACUGGAGAACCAUUUGAGAUCAUCUCUUCCAGUGUCAGUGUGCUGAGACUGCAAGCACGCCUGUCCGAAGCUCACGUCAGCCAGCAGGGUGCCGACAGCUGUUCCGAUGAGGAGCCAGCGGAAAUUCUCGAGUUCCCAUCUGAGGACAGCCCAGAGGUGGCCGCCCAGUUGGCAGAUGAAGAAGGGGGCCAAGAGGAGAAGUCAGCGAGUAAAAAGCCUUCUGGUCUGUUCCGGUUUUGGCUUCCGAACAUUGGGUUUUCUUCUUCCGCCGAUGAGAAGAGUUCCGAUCCCAAAGAUGAUGUCCAAAGACCUCCCAUUCCAACGCAGCCUGAGGCGCCACCAGGGGCAGAGCUGCCUGAAAAACAGGAGAAGGAGGGCUGGUUUCGAUUUCCCAGAUUAGGCUUCUCCUCUUCUCCUACCAAGAAGAGUAAAAGUGCCAAAGACGAAGCAGAGCAUGCAGACCAAAGUCUCCAGGAAGAGGGAGUGGACUUUUUUGAUGCACGUGAAAGCUUCUCCCCUGAAGACAAGGAAGAAGGUGGGCUGGCAGAGGCCUCGCAUGCCAGAGGGAGCUGAAGCCUGCAGCAAGAACGGAGCCGAUCCCACCGGAGCGGGAGGAAGAAGCCAGCGGUGAGUCUGCUCCCAGGCCUGCCACCAAGUGAGGGCCCAGCGGUGGGAUUCUUAGCUGAAGGCAGCCGCAGAAGAAGCCCGAAAACAGCUUGUGCACCUGUAUGGCACACCCCACCCUGACAACACUUCCCUUCUGCCUCCGUUCAUAGGACUAAGAACGGAGGAGAAAUGAUGAGAACGUCGGUGGAACCAUCACAUUGUCCUCCUGAAAUGGGACCCCAAAUGUACCUAGCUCCCCAAAAGCCUUGCAAGCAAGGGAGGCGCUCUGACUCCCCACAAGACUCCAGAGUCCACAGUGUAAUGUUGCUCUUGGAAGCACAGCUGGGGAAGAGGUCUUUGCUAAAUAAAGUCCAAAAGACAUGCCCACACUUCCAUGAGAGUUUGAUGCCUGUUCCUUUGUGGGAAGGUUUGUAAUGGUGUGGGUGUAGAUGUGGUUUGGGGUGUAAUCCGCCCUGCCGCUUCCUGGUGAACACAGUUUCGUUAUUUCAGGAGAUCCCUUUGCCUCCUCAUUUACAUGAUCUAAUUCCUUUGUUGAAUGUCCUUGCUGAGGCAGGCUUGGUGAUGAUCUGUGUGGUGGUGCACAUGUGUGGGGCAGCCGGGUGACAGACCUAGUGACACUGGGCUGUCCUGAGGUGCCGCCAGGGUCUGGGAGUGACUCUUCUCUCUGGAGGCACAGCCCACCCUGCAGC
Messenger RNA from Loxodonta africana (African savanna elephant), 16301 nucleotides. It is a transcript of the gene AHNAK2, whose product is annotated as AHNAK nucleoprotein 2. Gene Ontology annotation, molecular function: protein binding. Gene Ontology annotation, cellular component: costamere; cytoplasm; nucleus. The record is from RefSeq and is a predicted model, not a curated record. Gene Ontology annotation, biological process: regulation of RNA splicing. The transcript has 13 exons. Lineage: Eukaryota; Metazoa; Chordata; Mammalia; Proboscidea; Elephantidae. Bases 1 to 15558 code for a protein of 5185 amino acids.